ACCGUGGAGCGGCCGGCCCUGUGUGCGGUCAUGGCGGUCCUCCCGCGCCUUCCCUCUGCGGAAGGGCUGGAAAACCCCCACAGCUUCACAGCUAUUAGAACAGCGAAAUCCCCGCAGCACGUCGCUGCAGGGAAAGCGCACAGACGGCGCACCCGGGCUCCGACGCGGCGUUUUUAUCCCGAUGAGGAUAGCGGAGUGGGGCGAGGACCGCCCGGCGGAACGGAAAGGAACGGAGAGCAGCGGAACGCCGCGGCGCCGCCCCUGUUGCCGGCGGACGCGCGGAGCGGGAGGCCCGGAGCGCGACGAUGUUGGGCGGCGGGGGGACGCUCCGCGCCUUCGUCCGCGCCCUGAGCGGCCGGCGGGCUGCGGGCGGGCCACCGUGAGGAGGCUGCUCAGCACCUCGCAGUCGUCGGUGGAUCCAAAGGAGAUGAGGAAAUUCCAGCUCCUGGCACACAGGUGGUGGGACGAGCAAGGAGAGUACUCAGCCCUGCAUUCCAUGAAUGACAUCAGAGUGCCGUUUAUUAGAGACACUGUGCUGAACAUGGGCAGCGCCUACCAGCGGGGAAGCCCCCUUUCUGGGGUCAAGAUUCUUGAUGUUGGCUGUGGUGGUGGACUGCUGAGUGAGCCUCUAGGUAGACUGGGAGCUUCAGUUACUGGAAUCGAUCCUCUGGAAGAAAACAUCAGAGCGGCGGAUCAGCACAAGUCAUUUGAUCCGGUUCUGGCCAAGAGAAUACAGUACAAGUGUGGCUCACUGGAGGAGAUUGUGGAGGAGUCUGUGGAAACGUUUGAUGUAAUUGUAGCUUCUGAAGUCGUGGAGCAUGUGGCUGACCUUGAAAUGUUUAUCAAGUGUUGCUCUCAGGUGUUAAAGCCCGGAGGUUCUUUGUUCAUUACUACAAUCAAUAAAACUCAGUUGUCCUAUAUCCUGGGAAUUGUGGUCGCAGAAAAAAUAGCAGGCAUUGUACCAGAAGGAACACACGAGUGGGAGAAGUUUGUUCCCCCAGAGGAGCUGGAGCGCCUCUUGGAAGCAAAUAGCUGCUCUGUCAAGACUGUGAAUGGGAUGCUGUACAACCCCCUCACCGGGUCCUGGAGCUGGAUUGAAAGCACAAGCAUUAACUAUGCCCUGCACGCUGUGAAAUCUGGGGAUCAGGCACAGACAAGCCAAACAGAGCCUCUCUCAGAGAUGGAAAGUGAACAGUGCUCGGCCACAGCUGGCACCAGCGUGUGACCAGCUGAGAUGUGUGCUGAUGGACUGCCACCAGGAACAGAAAAUGUUCUACACAGACUGGCACAAUAAAGCCUUCUGUAACAACAAGCUUGCUGUUUGCAUUAAUAAUGUUGGUACCAUUUUUGGCCAGAUAUUUUUUGGGGAGUCUCAAGAAAAACAAGUGCCCGUUACCUCAGGGAUCCUGUGAGAUUGACAUGAGCAAAGCUCUGGAAGAAGUAUUUUAUAUAAAAGUAGUUUCAAAUUGUUCCCUCAGUAGCUUUGAGAAGGCUCCUUCUUACGGAUGAUGAUUUCCGUGGGAUCUGAUAAAAACUCAGCUCUGUGUAGAAUGAUAUUUAACUGCAGGAUGAGUUUGAAAAUGGAAUGUAUGAGAAAUAAAAUGCUUUGGAUAUUUUAGUUA
Gallus gallus (chicken) is the source of this 1622-nucleotide messenger RNA. RefSeq names its product coenzyme Q3, methyltransferase (gene COQ3). The record is from RefSeq and is a predicted model, not a curated record. The coding region runs from base 182 to 1225 and encodes 347 amino acids. Gene Ontology annotation, biological process: ubiquinone biosynthetic process. The transcript is spliced from 6 exons. NCBI's taxonomy places the organism in Eukaryota, Metazoa, Chordata, Aves, Galliformes, Phasianidae. Gene Ontology annotation, molecular function: 2-methoxy-6-polyprenyl-1,4-benzoquinol methyltransferase activity.